Messenger RNA from Schistocerca serialis cubense, 1032 nucleotides. RefSeq names its product poly [ADP-ribose] polymerase tankyrase-1-like. NCBI's taxonomy places the organism in Eukaryota, Metazoa, Arthropoda, Insecta, Orthoptera, Acrididae. Gene Ontology annotation, cellular component: cytoplasm. Gene Ontology annotation, molecular function: ubiquitin protein ligase binding. The transcript is spliced from 3 exons. The record is from RefSeq and is a predicted model, not a curated record. Gene Ontology annotation, biological process: regulation of proteolysis; proteasome-mediated ubiquitin-dependent protein catabolic process. Bases 82 to 1032 code for a protein of 316 amino acids.
CCCCACACUGCUGCACCAGCGUUCUGCCUGCUGAGCCCACUCCGUGACGUCACUUCUCCCCGAGUCCGAGGACCACCCAUCAUGUCGGCAGUUACAGAGGUUCAGAACACCACAACCGAGGCCCUGGCCGCCCUGCUAGACGGGGGUGACGGCGCCCUGGUGACGCUGGUGGCGGGCGAGACGAGGGUGGCGGCUCACAGGGCCGUGUUGGCGGCCGCGAGCCCCGUGUUCGCAGCGAUGUUCGCGCACGACAUGCUGGAGGCCAGCUGCGGCCAGGUGAGCAUCGACGACGUGGAGGGCCCGGUGCUGAGGCUCCUGGUCGCCUACACGUAUACCCUGCAGGCCCCCCAGCUGCCCGACACGGCCGCCCAGCUGCUCUCGGCGGCCGACAAAUACGGCUUGUCGGCCCUGAAGGCUGCCUGCGAGCGGCAGCUGAUCUCGCAGUUGGCCGUCGAGACCGCAGCGGCGACGGCCGUCACGGCAGUGAGGCACUCGUGCCCGGACGCCACCAGGGCUGCCGUCGCCUUCAUAAAGGACCACCUGCAGGUGAUGGCCACGCGGGGCUGGGCGGACGCUGUGCUCGAGUACCCGCAAGAAGUCAUUGAAGUCUGCAGUAUGCUCGGUGAGCCACCUGCACAAGCCAGGAGCCUUUCUGAUGCAGAGCGAGGCAGGAGGCUGAUAGAGGCGGCUCACAAGGGGGCGGUGGAGGAGGUGCGGGCGUUGCUCGCGGCUGGGGCGGACGUGGGGGCGAGGAGCGGGGGCGGGUUCACCGCCCUGCACUGGGCUGCAUGGAGAGGCCACGCGGCUGUGGUGCGGCUGCUGCUCUCUGCGGCGUCCGACCCCAACGCCAGGACUCAGUGUGGGCAGACGCCGCUGCACUACGCGGCAUACUAUGGCCACGCAGAAGCGGCGGCUGCGUUGCUGCAGGCCGGAGCCGACAGGCGGGUGAGGACUACUAAGGGGAGCACCGCCCUGGACUACGCCAGGCAGCGAAACCGGCAGCAGCUCGUCGAGAUGCUAACACAGCAUUAA